Messenger RNA from Pipistrellus kuhlii (Kuhl's pipistrelle), 4800 nucleotides. RefSeq names its product family with sequence similarity 210 member B (gene MIMS2). Bases 85 to 669 code for a protein of 194 amino acids. NCBI's taxonomy places the organism in Eukaryota, Metazoa, Chordata, Mammalia, Chiroptera, Vespertilionidae. The transcript is spliced from 4 exons. The record is from RefSeq and is a predicted model, not a curated record. Gene Ontology annotation, cellular component: mitochondrion.
AUUCCGGCCCCGCCCACGCCGCUCGGGACUCCAGCUCGCUUUCCCUCCCGUCGGCCGCGCGACCCCCGCGCCUCGCCGCGCGCCAUGGCCCGCCUGCUGGUGCUGCUGGGCCCGGCGGCCAGGAUCGGUGCCGGGGCCGGGCCUCACGCCUCCUGGCUCCUGGGCGCCGCGGCCCCCUGCGCCCCGCCGUCCCUGUUCCUGCCGCCGUUCCGACAGGGGCCGCACGCCCGUCUGCUGUGCGCAGCCCGCGGGGACUCCGGCGGCCGCCAGAACCCCAGCAAAACCACUGCGACAGCAGUGAGCGGCAUCAGGGAUACAGAGGAGAGAAAGCAGAGCAAGUCCCAGCAGCUGAAGAAGGUUUUUCAAGAAUACGGAGCUGUCGGCGUGUCCGUGCACAUUGGAAUCUCACUGGUCUCCCUGGGCAUGUUUUACAUGGUGGUCUCGAGUGGUGUGGACAUGUCUGCCAUCCUGCUGAAGCUCGGUGUUAAGGAGUCGUUGGUUCAGUCAAAAAUGGCCGCGGGCACAAGCACCUUCGUGGUGGCCUACGCCAUCCACAAGCUGUUCGCGCCCGUCAGAAUCAGCAUCACCUUGGUGUCCGUGCCCUUGCUGGUCAGUUCACCAUCUUUGGUCGAUGAGCAGAUGACGUUGGCAGCUAGAAACAGCAUGUAACUCUGCAUGUUAGGAGGCACACAGAACUUGAGACCAAAAAUGGGACAGACCUGCUCAUUUCCAGGCCAACAGUGAACAGGUGAAGUCACCCCCAUACUCCAGACCCGUGUGUGUUUAUGUUUCCAGUUUACACAUAUGAUGUAACUCCAGUGUAAUAGAAAAAUAAGCCCCUAGGUGUGCCAUGGAGCCAGUUGAUAGGGAGCACAGAAAGACGCCUCCUCCAGCUGCGCCAAAGGGGCUUCCACUUUUAUAAGCUGCAGUGAACCCUAGUCAAGCCCAGAUCCCUCUUUGGGGGAAAAUGAGGGAUCCUAGUUAAGGGAACAUUCCUUCACCAGAGAAUCCAGACAAACCACACUUGGAAAGUCAGCUUGCAAAGAACCAGCUCACCCAUGUAUGGGGCUCUUUGCCAUCCUGCCAAGACCAGGGCAGAGCCCCGAGGUGGGCAGGCAGGGAUGUGGAUGCUCCUGACUCCCCCUAUCUCCUGACCACCCACAGCACUGGCUCAGCCCUCCUCCGCUCAGCCCGUGCCAGCCCAGGAGCACCACUUCUGUGACUUCUGCUGAGUGACUGUCAGUGCAUCCACAGAAUGAGGACCACCAAGGAGUCAGCUCUGUGAGCUGGGCUGUCACUGAGCACUGCACUGCAUGUCCACUGACUAGAAAAGGAAUGAACACUCCAUAGCACAUGGCAGUGAAGGAUGAAGGGAGGGCGUACCAUCUGCCACAAGGUCACAGCCAUAGCUCCCCACUUCUGUGCCAUGUUUCCCGCCAUCCCCCUUCAGCAGCAGGGACUUCUCACCACACCAGCCUCCAACCUUUAAAUCCUCCCUGUCCUUCCGGUCUCAGAUGCCACUUUGUCUGGGCACCUCUCCCAACUUCUAAUUACCCCAUCACAAUCUGCCCUCCCCCCACCUCACCCCACCAUGGUCAGUGGCCAUCCUCCCAGCUGUGUCCCUCGCUGCUGCAACUGAGAGAAUGGAAGUGCUCACAGGCCAGCCCAGUUCCAGAACCUCAGCCUGGAUAGCACAGCCCCGCACAGACCUCUCUGCCUAACCCUCCACCCUCACCCGUCCCAGGCCUCGCCCAGCAAUGCUCAAAGGAUCCACUGUAAGCUCCUGAAAAACACUACAAUUUCAAGGUUAUACAUGAGAACUUGAAAAAGAGUAACCAUUCUGUAUAUGUCUUAAUGUAUUUAUAAAAACAAUAUAUAAACCACGGAAAACAUUUUUUUAAAGCACUUAACAUUGAGAACUGGCUGAGAUGCUUCUUCACUGUGUUCCUGUUUCUCUCAGGCAGGAUGAGUGGUUGAGGGGGACUAAGCAACAGGCCCAACAGGGGAAACAGAGCAUCCAAAAGGGACAGAGUCUAUGCAUAUCUCUUUAUUUAAACAUUUAAAAGAAUCACAUAUUCAUUCUGACAACUUUACCAGGUGAGGCCACCCGGCAGGUUACACACCCACUCGGGCACCUGGGAGGUUAUUGCACGGCUCCUGAACUGAUCGGGUCGGGACAAAGGUGCCAUCUGCCCACAACCAACUCGGAGGUCACGUUCCACAAGGACCCUUACUCCACACGGGCUGCAGGGCGGCUGCACUUGCAUUUGCCUCCAGAGGAUGAAACAAGUGAAGCGAUCACGAAUCUCAUGGCUGCUUGCACUUCAGGGUCAUGUUUAUUGAAGUAGAACUUUCUAUACUUUUUCCUAGUGCUGCGGAUUGCGAGCAGGCAGUCAGUAGUAGAUUAUGUCAGGAGUGUGUUUCUGACCAAUGACACAGCAACCCUGGCUCAGAGACUCUCCCCCUGCAAGACUUAAGAGUGCUUGCUGGUUGAUUCUUUAGGUUUUGGGCUACUUGAUGGUUUUGAGGAGUUUGCUGUGAUCCAGGGGUGUUCCAAUACUUCUUUCAGGGUCAGCCUUUGGUUGGGGUUAUGCUUCAACAGUCUUGAAAUCAGGUCCCUGGCCCCCUCUGGUACAAAGUCAGGGAAUGUGAAUUCAACCUGGAGUACAAGUGACAGACAGUCACAAAACGUGGUUUAGAGAGAACAGAACAAACAUUCAGACCGUAGCCUCAAAGGCUGAAAAGGACAGGAAGGGUUCUAACAGGUGCUGGAUCCCUCCCAGUUGUGUCUUACCCGAGAUAUCCUUUUGUAGGUCUCUUGGUAUGUGCUUGCCUCAAAAGGAGGCUUCCCAACUAGAAAUUCAUAGCAAAGAACUCCAAGGCUCCAGAGGUCCACCUUCUCAUCAUGCAUUCGGCCCUCGAUCAUCUCCGGGGGCAGGUAGUCCAGGGUGCCACACAGGGUGGUUCUCCUGGAAACAGGGAGGUGCAGGUUGACGCGCUCGUUUCCAUGAUCACAGCCGCUGCUAAAAUCACCAACUGCACUACCUCUGACUGAGUGCUCUUCCUAGGCAGAUCCUGUGCUCGGAGACAGGUGCUGUUAUAAAUCCCCAUAUCGCUCACCUGACAUGCUCUGAGCAGUCAGGUGAGCGAUCAACUGCAAUUCAGCAUCUUUAUGUGUCAGUGAGUUUCCAAAGGCUGGAAAUAAGCUGGUGGUGGCAGACAAACCUGUUGAUGUUUGUUGCUUUACAUUAAUAUUCUUUGCCACGGAAAAGCUUAUGCUGAGUCAUGCCUGAAGCCCAGCCAGCACACAAGUGUUCACUCAACUAAAUGGUGACUGGAGAUGAAGGAGCCAGCUCGCCAGACAGUCAGCCCCUCUCAUCAGCACUGAGAUGAGGCAAACGGCACCCAAUGACUGGGAACCCUUCUGCUUACUAAUGUCUGGGAGGGAGGGCGAAGUGACCAUCAACAUUUACACAAAUGUCCUUUACAGAAAAGGGUAAGUUAUCUUUCCCGCCACAGUGAUAUCACUGGAUAGUUAUGGUGUAGUUUUGUAGCACAAAGCCUACAAUUCUUCAUUGUUUGCCUCAGCAGGUGCCAACAGCAUCCAGUGGUGAUAGACAACCAGGUUUUUUAAAAAGCAGAUUCGGUGCAUUGCUAGAAACAAUUUACAAGUGGGGGGUAAUAAAAACAAAGCUCACCCCAUCCCAUGGUACCUAUUUAAACUAUACAAUUUCUUUUAAAAACUAGAUUUUUUUUUAAUUAAAAAAAAAUAAAAUAAAAAAUUCCAAAGAACUGUUUUAAGUAAUCUGGCUCUAAUUUUUAAGCCCUACCCCAAAGUGGACUAACUUCUAUGAGUAAAUAUAUGCUUGUAAAUGUUCUACUUCACAUGUGGUUUCAAAAGCUUAUUUAAACUCAAAUUAAAUUUAAAAGAGUAUAGAACUUUGCUCUGGUUUGCAAAGUUCACUUAAGAUUUAAAUUGUUUCCUUAGGUUGAUCUCUCUGCUUUAAUUUUAAGAGAAAAACAAGAAAGGACUGUUCUGUUGAUGACAGCAGACCAAAGAGCAUCUUUAACCCCCGCCCUGAAAGUUCCUGCCAAACCCAUUUGGUUGUUGGAGUUCCCGCAGCUGCCCUCAGAUCCAGACCUUGGCAGCUGCUACCCCAGAGAACUUGUCAUAGUAUGUCAGGCGGACUCCCCUCUACACAUCCUGUACCUCUUCUCUGUCCUACACCUGUCCUAUCUGUUUACUUACCUGUCUCAUGCAUUAGCUGUUAAGGACAUAAACUGUCUUUAUCCCAGGCCUAGGACACAACAAAUAGUCUAAGUGGUUGCAGAAUUAAAAUGUCCUGGAAGACACUAUUUUCUAUCGGGGCAUAAAUUACUCCAAAGUAUUAUGCCAAUGACCUGUCCCAAUUGAGCACAGCACCUAUGGUUAGUACUUUACUAUCUAGCUCAUGCUUGGCCACUGGGGCUUUUGCUAACCCCAACAAGUUCCCCCUAAAGUUACAUACCUGGAGGAUGGGGCGUGUACGGACCACCCAAAGUCUGCAAUCUUAAGCUCUCCAGUUGAUCCGAGGAGCAGAUUUUCUGGCUUGAUGUCUCUAUGAAUAACUCUCUUUGAGUGGCAGUAUGAUAAGGCAUUUGUCAAUUCUGUGAUAUACUAUCAAAAAAGUAUUAAAAUUGGUGUUUUAGAGUUCAUAUAACAAGUUAAUUUUAGACAUCUUUUCUGAAAGAAAACCCAACAUAGACUUUUAACAUGUUUUGUAGAUUUUAAAGCAAAAGCUAGAACCAAUUGAUGACUCA